AUGGCGAGCGUCAUGAAGAACUCCAACGCGCUUCUGAAAGCGCUGAACAAUGGGUCAGGCCUAUCGUUCGGUGCAUGGCAGAUGCUGCCGGGAACACAUCUCUCACGAGCGAUUGCGCGCUCCGGGUUUGAUUGGAUUUGCAUCGACACGGAGCAUGGAAACAUUGCUGAUAAUGAAAUGCACGAGUCGGUCCAUGCUAUUGCGUCGGUGGGCGUGUCGCCGAUCGUGCGCAUUCCGGCGAAUGAGGGCUGGAUGGUGAAACGUGCGCUUGAUGCUGGUGCACAUGGUAUUAUUGUUCCACUGUUAUACAGCGUUGAGGAUGCGAGGAAGUUGGUGCAGAGUGCCAAGUUCCCUCCGGUCGGAAAGAGAGGAUUUGGCAGUCCUUUCUCCAUGGGCGCCUUUGACAUCAAGGGCGACCUUACUGGAUUUGAUUAUAUGAAGAAUGCCAAUGAUCAUCUUUUGACGAUUGUGCAAAUUGAGACGAAGGAGGCAUUGGACGUGGUUGAGGAAAUUGCCAAAGUCGAUGGCAUUGAUGUUCUCUUUAUCGGACCGUGGGAUCUGGGCAACAAUAUCGGACAUCCCGUCACGGGUGAUUUCUCCGAUGAGUUGAAGGCGGCGAUAGCUAGAAUCUUGAAGGCUGCACGGGACGCAGGCAAGAAGUCGGGAAUAUACUGCCCCAACGGUGACUUUGCCAGAAGAUACGCCGAUCAAGGGUUCCAGAUGAUCUCCGUCGUCAACGACAUGACCGCUAUUCCCGUUUUCAUGGCCGAGUCGCUAUCAAAAGCCAAGGGCUCAUAUGGCCAUGCUGCAGCACAGGCGGUGAAAGGAGCUGCAUAUGGAGCUGCGAAUAUCAUAUCGGGACAGCAAAAGGAGUAG
Messenger RNA from Exophiala bonariae, 876 nucleotides. RefSeq lists its product as uncharacterized. The record is from RefSeq and is a predicted model, not a curated record. NCBI's taxonomy places the organism in Eukaryota, Fungi, Ascomycota, Eurotiomycetes, Chaetothyriales, Herpotrichiellaceae. Gene Ontology annotation, cellular component: cytoplasm. Gene Ontology annotation, molecular function: aldehyde-lyase activity. The transcript has 4 exons. The coding region runs from base 1 to 876 and encodes 291 amino acids.